Trichoderma aggressivum f. europaeum is the source of this 297-nucleotide messenger RNA. RefSeq lists its product as uncharacterized. The record is from RefSeq and is a predicted model, not a curated record. Lineage: Eukaryota; Fungi; Ascomycota; Sordariomycetes; Hypocreales; Hypocreaceae. The transcript is spliced from 2 exons. The coding region runs from base 1 to 297 and encodes 98 amino acids.
AUGGACUCCAUUUUGGCUGGUUUGCUUGGUUCGUUGACAGGAAUCCUGGAUCCUCUUAUUCGACAAAUCGUCGAUGAACAACUCGCCGCCGCUGGGUUUGGCGACUCUGUUGCUCUUAUUCGACAGACCGUCGAUGAACAACUCGCUGCCGCUGGAUUUGUCGCGCCUGAUGGCGACUCUGUUGCGGAUGGCUCCCAAGAGGAAAUUGAGAAUCAAAUCGUCCACGACGACAACAACGAUUUUGAUGUCGACGACGAAGACAACGAUUUCGAUGUCAACCCUCUUCAAUAUACUUAA